AUGAAGCCACUUGUGAACGUUGCCAUCACCCAGAUCCUCCUGGUUCUAUCCACUAUCACAGGUAGUAUUGUGAAGAUAAGAGCCUUUCAUGUCCCGACCAAACUUAAUAAUCCGCCACUUCAUGUCCAAAGCAAAACAUUUGCGAAUCAACCCAGAUUCUCCCCUUCUAUAGUAUCAUCCUCCACAACCAGACUGCAUGCCAUUCCUACCGCUACUGCUAGUACCAUGAGCCAGAUUCUACUACGAGGCGGUGCCGCCGUGGCGUUGGACAUGAGUCGCGAAGGGUACAAACUCCAAAGUAUGGCCACGUACAGUACCAUUACCGCCCUCAUUAUGAAUGCCUGUUUGCGUCUCUACACGAGUCAAAAAUUCUCCUCCAAACACAACAACAAGAAUACGCGAUGGACGGAAAAUGCCUUUAUUGCGCUGACGACCACGUGCAUUAUUUGUGGGGCGUUUACUGCCGUCUUGUUUAAUAUAUUGGGCAUUUACAGCAAGGAAUCACUCGGCAUGCGCAAUGACGCCGGAUACCUGGCAUUUCAAACCGCCACGGCCGUGUAUCGCAAAUGGGGAUUCCGAACGUUCCUCGUGACGUGUUGGUGCUUUGUGGGAAGCUUUUUAUUGACCGUCUACGAAAAAUCCAUCCAGGAAUGUCAAACCACAUUGGGACGAGUGGUGCUGGUAGCCAGUGUCAUCAUGGCAUUGGUGGCGGGAUUCCGAAUUCACGAAAUACUCGUGUUGGCCACCAAGUUGAUUUACACACCCGCGGCUUGUAAACUCAAUCAUAUUGCUUAG
Molecule: messenger RNA, 795 nt
Organism: Seminavis robusta
Lineage: Eukaryota; Bacillariophyta; Bacillariophyceae; Naviculales; Naviculaceae
Source: the annotation of a GenBank genome assembly